Molecule: messenger RNA, 1161 nt
Organism: Parnassius apollo (apollo)
Lineage: Eukaryota; Metazoa; Arthropoda; Insecta; Lepidoptera; Papilionidae
Source: the annotation of a GenBank genome assembly
AUGGAAGACUGCUUUAAGAAUAGGCAAGCCAAUUUCACCAUCAAUGAGAGUUUGUUCUUCAUCAUUUUCAAGCUUCAGACUUUUUUCCAAACAUUUACGCUAAGGCGAGUUUCUCGUCAGAUAACGAGAUUAUUUAUUGUUCCAGAUUCUAAAAGGCAGAAGUUGUUUCCUUAUGUCGUACCGUCUCAGAAUAUUCCUAAAAGAAGCUCUGAUAAAGAAGUACCAUUAGCCCAAAAAAUAAAAUCAAUUGCUCGAGAAAAUAGGGCUGAUAUUAGACGCAGGAAAAUAGUGGAAUCAAAUAAAGAGCUUGGACUUGCUAUUGAGAAUAAAGAAACUAAAUUUGAAGAUGGAUUUGAGGACAAUAAUAUAACUGAUAACAACAGUCAUCUUCAUGUCAUGACUUCAUCGACACAAGUCAAUUUAGUGGAUUACAGAAAUUAUCGUCCCCGAGAAGACUGGAGUAUAGCUGGCAUUCAUUGUGACAAAGAACCUUUGGAAAAGUGCACUCAAAUAAAUUUUCUUCCUAUGUGGGAAGAGGAUAGAUCAGCUUUAAAGCAAUUAACCCUGUCAGAUUUAGUCAGUAGUGAUAUGUGUUUAUUUACUUUUACGGGUAUUCAUUCAAUAGAACUUUUAGAAACAUUGGUGACUUGUGUUAGUGAAUUGGCCUUAGAUGCUCCAACAAAUAAGAAAAUGUUAUCUGUAAGAGACAGAGUUAUUUUGACAAUGGUAAAAAUUAAACAAAAUAUGUCAUUUAGAGCCAUUGGUGUUUUGUUUGCGAAGUUUAAUAUUGGAAUAACUCCUUCUGGCCUUAUAACUGAAACAAGUGCAUCUUAUGGUGGUCGAGCAUCAGAUAAACAUAUUGUAAAUGAAUCAGGAAUCUUAAAUAAAUGCGAGUUUAAUGAUGGAGUGAUGGUGGAUAAAGGAUACAGGAUUGAAUCCGAAUGUAAUGAACGUCUGCUUCAGCUUGUCAGGCCUCCUUUGUUGAGUCAGAAAAAGCAGAUGACCAAAGAAGAUGCAAUCCGCACUGCAGAGAUUGCACGGGCAAGAGUGCAUGUUGAGAGAGUGAUACAGAGAUUACGACAAUAUAAACUUCUAUGUGGACCAUUACCAUGGUCACUGGCGCCUUACAAAUUUGGGUCCACCAAUUAUUCACAUUGGUAA